Molecule: messenger RNA, 3272 nt
Organism: Sarcophilus harrisii (Tasmanian devil)
Lineage: Eukaryota; Metazoa; Chordata; Mammalia; Dasyuromorphia; Dasyuridae
Gene: UBL4A
Product: ubiquitin like 4A
Exons: 4
Coding region: 146-619 (157 amino acids)
Biological process (GO): post-translational protein targeting to endoplasmic reticulum membrane
Molecular function (GO): protein binding
Source: RefSeq, a predicted model, not a curated record
CCCGCCUUCCCGGUUCCCGGCAGCCUCGAGGGCCAGCCCCGCUCUCGCUGGCUGUUGGUUCCGGACGAGCCUGAAGUUGAGGUGGCUGACGGGGAGGUGCAGUCCAAGUCCGCUGGGAGCUCUUAAAGGCGCCGCUCCCGCCGCAAUGCAGUUGACCGUGAAGGCGCUUCAGGGCCGGGAAUGCAGCCUCCAGGUGCCCGAGGACGAGAGAAUCUCCACCCUGAAGCACCUGGUGUACGAGAAGUUGAACGUCCCGGUGGUCCAGCAGCGGCUGUUGUUCAAGGGCAAGGCCUUGGCAGAUGAGCUCCGCCUUUCAGACUAUAGCAUUGGGCCAAACUCCAAGAUCAACCUAGUGAUCAAGCUUCCUGACGAGGGGACGACCCGACAUCCGCCCUCAAAGCCUCAGGUCCAGUCUCAGCCACUCCCCACCUGGUUGCUGGUCUCUCAGAUCUUGGCUCGACACUUUAGCACAGCUGAUACCAGGAAAGUCCUAGACCAGCUACAGAAGGACUAUGAUCGGAGUCUUCGCCUUCUGAGCUUGGAUGAUAUUGAACGUCUGGCAACCCGUAUGCUCAACUGUACUGUGACUGAGCCUGUGGAAAUUGGCUUCCUGGACUAACUCCCCCCAUUCCCCCUGCCUGGAAAAAAGCAAAACCAAACCGAACUCUACUAGGGAUGGAUGGAGUAGUGGAGGUUGGCUUUCUGGCUGAAAGCCGGCUCUGCCCUUGCCGUCUCCAUCCACCCUCUAGUAGGCGUGGAAGGAAGGAAGAACGAGGGGAGUAGUAUUAGAAAAGGGGGUUGGCUUUUGUAGUGCAGAGUGGGACGGUGGUCAGGGACUGCCUAUUAGGACACCUGCCCCGCCCCAGUUUUCCCCAGGGAUGACAACUGACUUUAUGAUGUCACCGUCAGACUCUGCAUUUCAAUUAUCCUUGGCCCUUGCUCCCAAUGCUGCUUCCCAUUGAACACAGAAUCACGGGCUUUUUUCUGAGUAUAACCCUUUUCCCAUCGUGAAUAAAACCUAACUGCCAAAGGGCAGCCUUACAGAGAAUCAGAAAGCCUUGGGAGAAGGGAAGCCUUCCUUCCUCAAGCAUGAGAAUUACUAGAGCUGCUGCCUUCCGUGGCAAUGGCCUUGCUUCUUAAAACUCCCCGGCCUCGAGGCUUGGGGCAUUUUGUGUUCCUAUUUAGCCAUCCCCUCUCCUUGGCUGAAGGUGAGGCCCUUCCUAGAUAGCUCUUCCGACUCCCACUCCUGACCCACGCUCAGGGUCAGUGCUUGGGUGAUGGGGCUGUGGUGAAGCUCAGGGUUACUCAUCGCCAUCAUGAGGCCUCACUCUGUGGGUGGUCCUCAGGGGCUUCCUGUCUCAAAGAAAAUCUAGCCUAGACCUAUUAGGCAGCCAUGAAGAGCACUUGGCUCCAAGUGAGGGGAGGUGGGGGUGAAGGAGCCCCCAGGGCCUCUCCUACUAGGAAGAGAGAGCCUAGCUUUUCAAACUUUUGCUUCCACUUAAUUAAACAUUAUGCACCUCUACUCCAAGCUUUGGAUUUCUUGUUCUCUUGCAUUAAGGACCAGCGAUUUCUUGGAUUUCUUCCUCAUCCCCACCUUCCCUCGACUGUCCCUCCAUAAGAUCAAUGAGUUGUCACCUAAAAUAUUACUGUGCCCGAUUCACCGGGCCUCUCCUAGCUGACUGAAGCUAAUCUCGGGAAGAGACAAAACCCAGGAGCUUCCAGGAACUUGCAGUAGUCUCCACUAACCCCCAUUCACCCCUGUUAAUGCAAAGCUCAUUUCCUGAGUCAGCCAUGUGCUAGGCCCUGAGGAGAAUCAGCUAGCCUUUAGCAGCUGAAGGUUUGCAAAGUUACUUUAUCAAGAUCUCAGUGGAUCCUCACAACCACCUUGGGGGAUAGGUGCUAUUAUGAUCCCCAUUUUACAGAUAAGGAAAUUGAGGCAGACUUGUCCACAGACAAGUCAGUGACUUGUGCAGGAUCACAGCCAGGUAGCAUAUGAGACUCCAAUCUAGAUACACAAAAUCAGAAACCAUCACGGCCCUGAUAGAGGUGAUAGGAAGAGGCACCCGAGAAAGAUUUGGAUGGAGGUUUUGACCAAAAAUCAGAGGUCCUGCACCCAGAGUCUUCAUUUUGAUUUGGGGGAAGGAGAAAGUGGUACUCGGAUCAGCACAGUGUUGGUGGAAUGGGGAAAAAGAAAGGGAAAGAUCUGAAACUGGGUAGAGGAAGAGGGCCGCCUUUACUGGGCCUGAGGCUUGGGGCAGGAGGAUAAGGGGUGGGGAAUGGUCCCCGUUUGGCUUGGCCUAUCCUUGGAGCCUUGAAGAGGGCAGGGCUUGAGCCUGUUCCCAGUCUUCAAGCCAGCCUUUCCUAGUGUAGCUCACCCUCCUCGUUAGGCUUUGGCUCCCCAAGGUGUCUGGUAUCCUGUAGCUAGCCCCGCCUGAAGGACAUGGGGUCAGUCCAGGGCCUGGGUGUCAAAGGCUUAUGGGCUGUGUGGAGCUCCCCAGUGAGAAGGCCCACUGCUCAGCUUGCCCUACUGGAUCCCUGACAUCCCAGGUCAGACGGUCAAUGAGAGCCGGACUUGGGUGACUGGGGGGAAGGGGACACCGGCCACAACCUUGAGAGAUCAUCUCCUGUGCCUGUCUAGCCAGCCUCUUGAUUGUGGCCCCAAUCCUGUGCCCGGUGGAGAUGGAACGAAGCCCGCCAUCCUUCCACAUCGCUUCCCUCAGCCAGCUUCUGAGCUCCUCCUCCUGUGUUGUCCAUUUCUGUCCCUUGACCUCCUGCUUCCCUCUCCCCAAGACUGAACUGGGAGAUGGAGUAGCAAAAGUCAAGAUCUGUGCGUACCAUCUGGCCUAGCACUGGAUCUAUACCCCCGAUAAAUCGAGGAAAUAAAAAGGACCCCCACGUAAAGCAGCAGCUCUUUUCGUGGUGGCAAAGAACUGGAAACUGCCCGUUCCCUGGGAGAUGGCUGAACAAGUCAGAGAAUCCUAUUAUGCCAUAAGAAGUGAUGAAGGGGAUGCAGAACCAGGAAAACACCACACCAUAACGGCAAUAUUGUCAGCAUGAGCCACUGUGAAAGACUUCGCUGCUCUGAUCAAUACAAUGAUCCACCACGAUUAUAAAGAACCGCAUGAUGAAAUACUUUGUCCACCUCCACAUGGAACCGAUGGACUCGCAAGGCAUUAUCAAAACACCUUUUCUUUCUUUUUUCUUUCUUGCUUUCUUUCUUUGAUUAAGGGAAGAUUUUGUUUGGCACGACUAAACACCUUUGUAAUGGUUUU